AUGCUCUUCCCAGACAGGCCCUUUAGCGGAAGCGUUUAUCAGUCUGAUUUUGGGCUUGAAACGGUAGAGAGUAAAAAGCAGGAUCCAAAACUGCGCGAACUGUUGGAUACUGGGAACUUAGGAGGUCGACUGGAAAAUCGAAUGAUAACUGUUGUCUAUGGUCCAGACCUGGUCAAUAUAUCGUACUUGAACUUGGUGGCAUUCCAAGAGGAUAUAGCAAAGGAAUGGUCAGAUGAAGUGUUCAGUUUGGCAACAAAUUUGUUGGCACAGAACAUGUCAAGGGAUGCUUUCCUGGAAAAAGCCUACACAAAACUUAAGCUGCAGGUGACUCCAGAAGGGCGCAUUCCACUGAAGAACAUAUACCGCUUGUUUUCCGCUGACAGAAAACGAGUAGAGACUGCAUUAGAAGCUUGUAAUCUUCCAUCUUCCAGGAAUGAUUCAAUCCCUCAAGACGACUUCACGCCAGACGUGUACAGGGUAUUCUUAAACAACCUCUGCCCCCGGCCUGAGAUCGACCACAUCUUUUCUGAGUUUGGUGCCAAGAGCAAGCCAUACCUUACUGUUGAUCAGAUGACGGAAUUUAUAAAUUUGAAGCAACGUGAUCCACGAUUAAAUGAAAUCCUUUAUCCACCAUUAAAACAAGAACAAGUUCAACAACUGAUUGAGAAGUAUGAACCCAACAGUAACCUAGCAAAGAAAG
Messenger RNA from Phaethon lepturus (White-tailed tropicbird), 700 nucleotides. Its product is annotated as 1-phosphatidylinositol 4,5-bisphosphate phosphodiesterase beta-1-like. NCBI's taxonomy places the organism in Eukaryota, Metazoa, Chordata, Aves, Phaethontiformes, Phaethontidae. The record is from RefSeq and is a predicted model, not a curated record. Gene Ontology annotation, biological process: phosphatidylinositol-mediated signaling; memory. The annotation marks the transcript as partial. Gene Ontology annotation, molecular function: phosphatidylinositol-4,5-bisphosphate phospholipase C activity; calmodulin binding. The transcript has 7 exons. Gene Ontology annotation, cellular component: nuclear speck; cytoplasm.